AUGGCAGAUCCAUCGAAAUCUACAGAAAAAAUACAGGAUGAUCCAUCCGAUAAUAAUACAGAAACUAAUAGCCAAUCACAGGGUGAUGCAGAAACAUACAGUCUGAAGACCACAAAUAUGGAAACUGAACGUGUCAUCCGUAAUCAAGCUGGGGAUGUUGUCAUUGAACCAUUUUCUGCCAAAGGUACUUACAGAGUACCAUUGAUGGGUAGUAAAUGCACGAAAUAUGCAGAAACGGGAUUAAAUGUGGAGUUAUUGAGAAGAGGUGAACGUGAAAUUAUGAAUUAUCAAUGCAAUCUUAACGGACAUCUUAAUGAAGAGACCUAUGAAUUAAUCAGAACGAAUGAUUUAUCUCCAGACACAAUUGCUGCAUUGAAUCCUAAAUUAACGAGAUUAGCAGCUGAACCAAAAUUCAUUUUUUUGAAAAGAAGAUACUACUUAGAUUAUAAUGGUUUGAUUCAUGACCAUUUAAGAAAUGAUAGAGUUGUUUGUGAGCCUGUUUUUGUCUUUGAUAUGAUUAUGGGAUGCCAUUUUAUGAAUGAUCAUGGUACAUAUAAUGGUGUAUUCCAAAGUUUAGCUGAUUUUUACUCUAACAUUACAAGAGACUUAGUAAAUAAAGCGAUACAGUAUUGUUCUGUAUGUAAUCCUGAGGAAAAAAUACAAAGAUUGGAAAAGUUUAAACAUAGAAAUAUUUACAAGACUUUAAUGCCAUUAGAAAGAAUCCAUAUUGAACUUGUAGAACCAUUUAAAGAUCAAAAAAUAGAAGGAAAAUAUAGUCAUAUUAUGUACGCCAGAGAUUACCACUCAAGAUUUGUAUGGGCAUACCCAGUGAAAGGUUUAAAAUUUAAUAAGAUUGUAUCUGUGAUGAGUGGAUUUUUAUUAUCGUUGAUGAGACAACCUAUAUUUAUUGAGACUACUUCUAUACCAGAAACUGAUAUGUUUGAUAUUUGUGAAAAGAUUGCUACAAAGUAUCAAAUGAAGAUUGGUUUAGGAACAAAAAGAAUGAAGGGUUUCCAUUCUGCAGGUGUAAGACAAUUUAAACGUAGAUUGAAUUUCCAUGAGGAAGAAUGUUUAAAAGAUUGGAAUAUGUGCUUGAAAUAUGGUGUGAUGGAACAUAAUAGAUCGUUUAGUGAUCGAGCUGGCGCUACUCCAAGUAAUAUCUUAUGUAGUGAAAUUCAUGAUAUUGGUCAAAAAUUUAAGGAUAAAGUGGACCAAAUUCUUGAAGAUUCAGAGUCUCAGUCUGUGGUGAAGGCAGGUGAAGGUCUUAUUUAUAUUGAAGUUUCGGAUGAAAAAUUGUUAGAUAUGGAAGAAAGUGAAGAUGAAGGACAACAAGAGGAUGAACCUACCGAGAUGGAACAAGAUCCAGAGACAUUAACUGGGAUGAUACCAAUUAACCCCCCGGAAGAGACAAAUGAACAUGAGAAUGACAAUACAAGUGGUGAUACUACUAUGGUACCAACACCUGUUCCAAAUCAUAAACGUACUAGUACACAAAAUAGUGUAAUAUCACAGAGGAAACGAUCCAAGAAAAAUGAUAUCAAAUCAGAAGGGAUAUCAAUGGAAAUAUGA
Messenger RNA from Maudiozyma saulgeensis, 1569 nucleotides. Lineage: Eukaryota; Fungi; Ascomycota; Saccharomycetes; Saccharomycetales; Saccharomycetaceae. The record is from the annotation of a GenBank genome assembly.